AGAAGGAAGGAAUGCAGUAACUAUACUGUACAGACGUAAUGAAACUGAUGACUGUUACACUUUAAAAAAGAGAUGGCAAAGAGGAUUAAAUGUGUAAAACAGAUCUUAAAACUAAUCUAGCGUCAGUUGUUCAAACUGAUAAAUCAUAUUUGUCCAAUGGAAGGUGGUGGUAGAAAGAGACAGUUUAUUGCUACUAAUACAACAUCAUAGACAAGUUAUUUGUUAAAAUAAACGAUGAAUGGCAAUUUAAAAAUCUUAAACAAUUAUUGAUCAAUAUAAUGAAAAAAGAAAAGACCACAAAGAAUUUCUUUUAGAAUACCAGAAUACCCAUUUAGCCUGUGUUUUAGCAGCUGCUAGCUGGUCAGACCAGGCUGGAUUUUGCAGAAGAGGAUUGUUACAGUUUUCAUGAUAUUACUUAUCACACCUAAAUAUGAAAACACUAACAACUGCAGCACAAACACUUCAAAAUGAAUGUGAUAUUCUUUAGUAGCCAGGUAGCACUGCACUUCUAGUUUCUGUGUUGAUACUCUCUGUGGACCUAAGCUAGCCUAGAAAUGCUGGAAAUAUGGAGGUCCUUUUCAUAAAGUAGAAUUUAUGAUUCAGUCAGUUAGCAUAGUGAAAGAUUAUAAAUUUAUAUUUGUUCUGCUCUGGAAAUAAAUGUAGAUAAAAAAACUCCACAACUCUAGCAGUAUUAAAAUAUAUAAUUUAAUCAGUAUUAAACCAGUACAACCACCACUGUCACAUAUUGCUUAUGCUACUCAAAUUUUGUGUUGUUCAUCUUUAGCAUCUCUAUUCAAUAUCAUCCACUAAUUAUUGGAUAUUUAGUAUUGAAUAAUGUUCUUAGCUACAGAAAAAGCCUUUAAUAAAAAUAUAGAUUAUAAAUUAAUAAUAAUAUCUUUCUCAAAUUAGUAUGUUAAUAUGUUUUAAAUCCCGGACCAUUUUCAUGUUCUUUUUUGAAUUUUUUUUAAUAAAGAUACCACUGUUCAGUUCUGUUUUGAUUAUGUAAUGAGCUAUUUACUGGGUGGCUAACAUAAAUAUAUAUUUUCUAAAAUGAUUGUGAGGUAGAGCGGAUGCUAUCAUUGUCUAUGGUAACAGUGGGACAUUAGUUUCUAAAUGAUUUUGCUACCUGUGUGGUUUUACUUUAUUUCUUUUUUUUAUUUGGUAGACCGUUUUAUCCAUCCUGAAUUAUCAUGGCAUCUGAAUUUGGAAUAAGUAAAGAAGAGGUGAAUGAGAUAAACAGCAUCCUGCACUCCAAUGUUGUCACUGAUGUUGUGGCACAAGUUGAAGAUAUGCUUACACAGAGAUCUGUGUCUCUGAACAUUGCUGUUACUGGAGAGUCAGGUGCAGGCAAAUCUUCGUUCAUCAAUGCUUUCCUUGGGGUUUCUGAUGAUGAACCUGAAGCAGCACAGACAGGUGUAACAGAAACCACUCAGAAGGCCUUAGCAUACUCACAUCCCACUGCUAGUAAUGUCUUGCUGUGGGACUUGCCAGGGACUGGUACUCCCUCUUUUCAUCCUAGAACCUACCUGGAGGAUGUUGGCCUCCUAAAAUAUGACUUUUUUAUCAUUGUCACAUCUGACAGGUUCCAGGAGUACCACUCUGCAUUGGCUAAAUAUAUAAUGCAAGCUCAAAAGAAGUUUUAUUUUAUCAGGAACAAAGUGGAUCGAGAUUUGAAGGCAAAUGCUAGGCGCAGGAGUCAAAGGGGUUUGUCUAAUGAUGAAGUCUUGAACCUCCUCCGUGUAGACUGUGAAAAGAAUCUGAGAAAUGAUCAGGUGGAACAACCACGGGUUUUCCUACUCUCUUGCUUUCACCCACAGUGCUUUGACUUUCCUGCACUCCAGAUGACCUUAAUAGAGGAGCUGGAGGGACACAAGCGGCAUGCCCUGCUCUUGUCACUACCCAACCUCAGUGCAUCUUUAAUACAAAGCAAACGACAGGCACUAGCUCAGGAUGUUUGGAAGAAAGCGAUCUUGGUGUCCUUGAGCAGUGUCAUGAGGGGUGCCACUCACAAUCCCAUCGUUCCAAAACUGAUGAAGACUUUAAAAUAUUAUCAGCAAACAUUUUGUCUAGAUGCAAAAUCUCUUCAUCGAUUGGCUAAUCUAACAGGAAUUUCAUUUGAGAAGCUUCAGAGUGAAGUAACCUCUACCUUUGGCAAAGGGCUGUCAGCACAGGCAGUGGAAGACUUGCUAUUUCAUCUAACUACACAACAUCAACUCUUGGCUAAUAAGUUGGAGAACCAAAUCCCAAUUCUGGGUUCUGUCAUUGCAGGUGGAAUUUCCUUUGUGGCUUCCUACUUCCUGCUGAAAUUUGCUUUAAAGGAUUUGAGUGAAGAUGGAGAAAGAGUGAUACAGAAAUCACUAUUUGACUCAUUUAAACAUUUUUCUCUAAAUGAUUCCAAUUAAGUUCUCUGAUUCUUGCUACAGUUUAAAUACAUGCAUGAAGACUCUGUUGGCUCAUACUGGAAUGCAAAAACAGAAGUACUGUACAUCCCUCAAAUAACCUAAUAAUCCCCCCCUUUGCUCUUGUAAAGGCCUGAGACACAUUCCAAUUCACAGCAACUUGCCAAUGCUGGCAGUUUUCUUUAAUUAGAUAACUUAUGCUGCAUUUUUUUAUUUGUAAUGAUGCUCAAUGUUGUGGACUGCUGGUCCUAGAUACCUAGUUCCUCAUUUUAUCAGCUAUAAGCAUAAUAAAAACUGUACGUUUUUUGACUGUAAUGAACUUCAGAUCAUUUUUACUCAUAAUAAAAAUUAUGUGGGGAUUUUUAAAAAAAUUAUGUAAGCAU
Molecule: messenger RNA, 2782 nt
Organism: Tachysurus fulvidraco (yellow catfish)
Lineage: Eukaryota; Metazoa; Chordata; Actinopteri; Siluriformes; Bagridae
Product: interferon-inducible GTPase 5-like
Exons: 2
Coding region: 1191-2402 (403 amino acids)
Cellular component (GO): membrane
Molecular function (GO): GTP binding; GTPase activity
Source: RefSeq, a predicted model, not a curated record